CCGCACUCUCUCUCCGCCGUCGCCGUCGCGAGAGCUCACGCGGUGUGCCAGCAGCUUGCGCCGGUAAUUGGCCAUGGCCGCCAUUCACUCUGUCAGAAUGACCCCUCGUUUGUCUCCACUGUUCGGCCCCAGCCGCCGAGCUGCUGGCGUUGCAUCGCGGUCGGCUGGGGACGCGCUUGACUCUUGACUAACACGGUACCACGAUUCCUUUGUCCUAAUAAAAAUCUGCAGCUCCGACGGAUGUGAAAUCCCCUAUAAGAAGCCCCAGCCGUGGCUCCCGCCGCACUUUGCCAUCAACCUACUUACCACAUUCCUGACUCACCUGCACAGCACAGCGGCACCCCCCGUCACCACUGUAGCCACCCACGAACACUCUGCUCCCGGCUCUGUUCCCUACAGACAACGAGCACCACAACCCUACCGCCGUCGAACAUUCAAUGCACAUCAACGAGUUCCCAUACGAAAUCCUUUCCAAGAUCCUCGAGGAAGCGGCCAGCGCCAACCUACGCGAUGGCCCGACAUACACGUUCGGGCUGUCCCAGCCGCCCAUGCCCUUCCAGAGGGCUCCCCUCCAGCGCUACGUGAGGGGUCCCGUCCCGCCCGAGAUGCUCAAGUGGGAUGCCACCUCCGCCAUCCGCCUCGCCUGCCGGGCAUGGCACGAGUGGGCUCUGGAGUAUUCCCUCAAGGACGUCUACAUCCGCCGGUGGAAGGGCGGAGAGAGAUGGGCCGAGCUCUCCACCCGCCGCGAGAACUAUGGGCUCUAUGAGCUGAUCGACAGGCCCACCGGCACCGCCGUCUAUCGCGACCCCUUCGCCUCCCUGAAGCACACCGUUCAGACCUUCGACCGAUUCCCCGGCGUGGCUGCUAAGAUCAAGCGCAUGUGGUUCCAUGGCUUCUACACUGCAGAGACCGACCGGUUGGUGUUUGAGUCUCUCAAGCAUUGCGUCAACCUUACAUCCGUGUCCCUGCCCUGGACCACUAUUCGCCAUAUGGAUGCAAAAGCAUGGCGGACCCUGCUUCUGGGUAACGGCAAGCCGCUCGAGUCUCUCGAGCUGCUCUCUAUCGAUCCCACCUCGCAGCAGGCCUCUGACAAGGAGAACCAAGUCGACCUGCACCCAUUGCAGUCCGUCAACUUUGGUAAGCUCCGUCGUCUAAAACUCUUCGGCGACACUACCUUCAUGCCGAUUACCGACCGUGACCUCUAUGCGAUCGCUCGCACCGCCACACAGCUAGAGGAGUUCCACCUCACCUGCAUCUCUACCGUCACAAUCGAUGGCGUCAUGGCGGUCGUCAAGGCUUCGCGCGAUACGCUCCGGGUUCUUGAGCACAGCCCCAGGUCGCAGGACGGCUUUUGGCAUCCUCAUCCCGGAUCUCCGAGCGGUUCUGAGCAUCUUUGCGAGCUCUUCAGGAGCUGCUCGAAGUUGGAAACACUGUCCAUCUCACUCCCUUCUAUGUGCGCCGAUCUCUUCUCCAACGAGGAUGUCAAGUUCGUUGGCGAUUUGCAAGUGCGGGCACUGCACCUUUGUGGCCACGAGCAUGGUCGGUCUACUCAAGAAGCCACGGAUGCCCUUCAGAAGACGCUUCAGUCAGCCCGUAAUCUGAUCAGCCGGCGCGCCCACAGCAUCAUUCCUCACGAGCUUUACGUCGAGUUAUUCUUUGCGGACUGCAUUUUCGAGCCGUCUGUCAAGCUCGUUCACGGGGACUUCUCUCUAGCACAAGUGUCAUCGGACGGGACUUGGCCGGGCACAUUGCGAGCGAGCGGAAAGGGCCCAUAUGGCAGCAGCGGGCUCUAUGAGAAAGAGGAGGAGGGACCUUUCCAAGCGAUGGACGAAGAAGACUUCCUGGCAGGAGUCCGACGGAGAUACCUGUCUAUCUCCACCUAAUGAGCGAUCAACGAAUGAACGACCAGCUUCAUUUCAACCACAUAUUUGUAUUACGACCAAAACUUACGACCUACGACUACUUGCAUUAGCGAUUGGCGCCUGGAGUUGGACUACCAGGCCGAAGCUGCCACAUCUGGAUUGCAGGUUUAUCAAAAGUUCCUUCGAGUAUUUUAGCGAGUGUGCACCCUCACAAAAGUGGAUUCCCGGGCAUUUGCAUGGGCUGGCCAGGCAUCGCCGCCCCGGUUUACGGAUUCCAGAGCAGACAAAGUAGACAGAAGUUUGAAUGUAUAAUUUUCGAGCCUCC
This is a messenger RNA of Trematosphaeria pertusa, 2187 nucleotides long. RefSeq lists its product as uncharacterized. The coding region runs from base 438 to 1883 and encodes 481 amino acids. NCBI's taxonomy places the organism in Eukaryota, Fungi, Ascomycota, Dothideomycetes, Pleosporales, Trematosphaeriaceae. The transcript is spliced from 2 exons. The record is from RefSeq and is a predicted model, not a curated record.